Messenger RNA from Geodia barretti, 504 nucleotides. The record is from the annotation of a GenBank genome assembly. Lineage: Eukaryota; Metazoa; Porifera; Demospongiae; Tetractinellida; Geodiidae.
CACCAGAAUGAGGAACCAGAACCACCUCCCUCUCGGGGUCUGGGCCAAGUGGGUCGUGGAGAGUAUCCCCCUGUCGUGUGAGCUCACGUGUGUCUCCAUGGCAAUGAUUCCUGGUCACAUGACUAGUCAUGUGAUCUUGGUAUUUCCAUGGCGAUGAAGAGCACACACUGAGACAAAGAUCACAUCUGACGUUAGAUUCCUGACAGGGUGAGUGUUGUAGAUGACUUGUUCCAGAAGUUUCUGAUGGCUCUCAUUGUUAUCAACUCAGUCUCCAUUGGAGUGCAGGGAGAGCUGCCUCUGUCAGACCACCCAGGGAUGGUAGUCUUGAGGGAAUUCCUCAACUUCAUCGAUGCCUUCACAGUCAUCGUCUUUUCUCUGGAGAUCCUCCUCAAAUGGACCGACAAUUUCUCUGCCUUCUGGAGAGAUUCCUGGAACGUUUUUGACCUCAUCGUUACAGUUCUGUCUGCAGUACCUCUAGCAGUGGAGCCAUUCAUUGGGAGCGGG